GGGGCAACCUCGAAAGAUUUUAAUAAAUUGAAAAAAUAUAGGGGAAGAAAAUCGAAAGAGGAGAAAGACCUAGAAGAUCAAACCAAAAGAGAGGUUCCGCACUGAAACAGGUUUACUAAUAGAUAUGCCUAAAUCCAAUUUCGGGAAUACAAAUGAUGGAAAUACUAGCAGAAAGUUCUUUGAGAAUCCCACAUUAGCUGCAGAAAUAACUGGCAUUAGCUAUAAACUGAUAUACAGACUAAAAGUCAUAAUGGAAGGAAUUUCAAGCGGAUUUGAAAUUGAUCCGGUAACUUAUGAAAUAUAUGCUUCAGAAACUGCUCGACUUUAUGUUAAGUUGUAUGAUUGGCAUCCUAUGACGCCAACAAUGCACAAGAUUUUAGUGCAUGGUGCAGUCAUUAUUGAAAAGGCAUUGUUACCAAUCGGACAGCUUUCCGAGGAAGCAGCUGAGGCUCGCAAUAAACAUUUCAGAAGCUACGGACAAGAUUUUGCGAGGAAAUUUUCCUGGGAAAGUUGUAAUUAG
Messenger RNA from Psylliodes chrysocephalus, 520 nucleotides. The record is from the annotation of a GenBank genome assembly. Lineage: Eukaryota; Metazoa; Arthropoda; Insecta; Coleoptera; Chrysomelidae.